GGACCUUGUUCCCAUUUCACACUCUUAAUAUAAGUCGAAUGUUGAUCUAAGUAAUAAAGUUCACUCGUCUAAGUUGUACUUAAAAAGCUUAAAGGACCAUUAACCUUGAUUUUAUUCAGUCUUAAAACAAGCCCUAGACUUAACUCCAAUUGCCUUGAUACUCAUCAUAACUCAACAGUGGUACCUCUAAAAAUAUUACAUAUAGGGAAAAUUUAACAAGCUUAAUUCAGCCAAUCUUCGAGCGUAAUCUGGAAGCAAUCUCAUGCAGAUGUUUGAAGUAAACGAUCGCUCUAAUAAAAAACUACCCAACGGCUCAAGGUCGAUGCAGCACGCCCCUUGCGAGAAUACGUAACACGUGAUGCUCUUGCACGUGAGAGAGGUAUGGAUGAGGAAAUUAUCAAGUUACACAGUCGGUUAACAUAAACGCUGGGGAUUUUCCUACCGUGAGCUGCAUGCUGCUAGUGUGAACGGAAUGGUGAAAAAUGACCCGGCUUAUUACCCUCAUACGGGACUAUUUAAGCGGAGGCGCAGCUCAACUGGUAACCGACUUAGCGGUUUUUUAACGGAAGAAAGAAACGAAGAAUACACAGAUAAUAAAAAGGAAACAAUCGAAGGAACCAGGAAAUAGCAAAGAUUUGCCAUGCCAGCUUACGAAGCAACCACGAGCAGCAUAGCGCCAGAGAUCUGCACGGGCCCAAAGCGCGUGGCAAUGAUCUCGGUGCACGGCAAUCCCUUGGUACCAGAUUCGGAACUCGGCUCUGACGGCAAGGGAGGUCAAAACGUCUAUGUUCGUGAGGUGGGCAAGCAGUUGUCCAAGCUGGGGUUCGAUGUCACCUGGUUUACACGAAGCGAAUCGCCAGAAGAAGUGGGUGUGGUCACGCUAUCGCCAACUCUCCGGUGCCAGUACAUUGUAUCUGGGCCUCAGGAGCACAUCAACCGGGACUUCCUGUUCCCGUACCUAGAUGACUUCAUUUCACAAAUAGACACAUCAAAAUUCGACUGCGCCUUCACAAACUAUUGGCUGAGCGGUUACGUUGGCCUGCGCCUCGGCUUGCCUCAGCUUCACGUCCACCACUCCCUGGGGAGUCAGAAGUAUGAGCGUGAGCCCAUGCCAGAUAUCGGGCCAACCCGACUGAAGGUAGAGGAAGCCAUUAACAAAAACGCAGAUUGCAUGGUGCACCAAACAGUGUCUGAAGUGGAAUCGUGCAAAGCGACAAACCCGAUACUGAUUAAAGCUGGAAUAAACACUGACCGCUUUGCAUCAUUAGACUUAAAGGAAUCGAAAAAACAACUUGGCUUUAGGCACGAUACCAUAAAUGUGUUGUUUGCUGGACGUUUUGCGACUCAAAAAGGCAUUCCAUAUGCUAUUGAGGCUAUGAAGAAAACCAAAGUACCUCAUAGAUUUAGACUGGUCGGCAACUAUAAAGGAAGCGAUUAUGAAUAUCUAGUCAAAGAAAACACUCAGUUCGAAUUUUUAGGACAAAAAACUCCAGAUGAACUUUCAACGUAUAUGGCAGCAUCAGAUAUUUUGAUAAUGCCAUCUCUGUAUGAACCUUUUGGAAUCGUUGCAAUUGAAGCAAUGGCCGCUGGCUGCUGCAUGAUAGUGACCUCUGUCGGUGGGCUGGACGAGAUCGUUCAAGAUGGCGUGCACGGCUGCAAAGUCCCCCCUGGUGACGCUGAGGCCAUCCGCAAUGCGUUCGAAAAACUUGCUUGCAACAGAGAUAGAGUUCGAAAAACAGGAGAAGACAACCGCAAAUUUGCCAUUCAAAAGUACAGCUGGUCAGCUACAGCAACUAGGAUUGGACAAAUGCUGGACAGGAUUGUAGAGACUAAGCGAAAAGUUCCCUUCCGAAUUGCUCGUAGAAAUAACCGUGGGAUUGCGAUGGGAGUGGCAUAAAAAUUGAUAGUAACAUGAUCGCUGCGAUUGAAAAUGGCAUUUUUUUUACUAUUCAUUAAAUCGUAUUUUUGUACUUGAAGAUUGUUCGUAAACUUAGAGAUCUAACCGAUAAUGUCGUUAUUUUGCUACUGUUGAUCAUCAUUUUGUUCAUUACUAAUACAAACGAGAUUUUAUAUAAAGUGCAAUACAUUGAGAUGCUUUUUGUUUUGAGUCUAAAUCGUUGUCAAUGA
Lingula anatina is the source of this 2127-nucleotide messenger RNA. RefSeq lists its product as uncharacterized. NCBI's taxonomy places the organism in Eukaryota, Metazoa, Brachiopoda, Lingulata, Lingulida, Lingulidae. The record is from RefSeq and is a predicted model, not a curated record. Gene Ontology annotation, molecular function: glycosyltransferase activity.